Molecule: messenger RNA, 5757 nt
Organism: Schistosoma curassoni
Lineage: Eukaryota; Metazoa; Platyhelminthes; Trematoda; Strigeidida; Schistosomatidae
Source: the annotation of a GenBank genome assembly
GGAAGUUCAAAAAGCGAUAAUUUGAGGAAGGUGUUACUUUGGCCACUAUCUUCCUCACGUAUUAUUUCAGUGAAUAAACUUACUGUCGAAGUGACCCAUUACCUAUUUUUAUAACUGAAUCAGUUUGCAUGAAGCUACCGAUCAUUUAAUACUAAGCUUGACAGCAUGGAUUCAAUGGACGGAGACAUAUCUACUAUUUCGCGACUGGAUAAAAAUCUGGUCCACAAAAUAUGUUCUGGUCAGGUCGUAGUAACUCUAGCUUCUGCUGUAAAAGAGCUCCUGGAAAAUAGUAUUGACGCAAAGUCUUCUAAAAUAGAAAUCCGGUUACGAGGUCAUGGCAGUGAGUCCAUCGAGGUAAUUGAUAACGGUGUCGGAAUAAGAGAAGAAGAUUUUGAGGGUCUCACUGGGAAAUAUUGCACUUCAAAACUAAGCACCUUUGAUGAUCUGAGUUGUGUUGAAACCUACGGCUUUCGUGGGGAAGCUCUUUCUUCUCUCUGUCAUUUAGCAAAAGUCACCAUACAUACCUGUGCAUUAGAUGCUAAAAUUGGCACCAAGCUUGAGUUUGACUCUUCUGGACAAAUAACAAAUCGUCGAAGUUUAGCAAGAUCUCAGGGUACUACUGUGUGCGUUAAUGAACUAUUUCAUGAUCUACCCGUUCGUCGGCGUCAUUUAACUGACCCAAAUAGAUUACCAAAAGAAUUUGCCAAGGUUAUCAGCAUGUUAACAGCUUAUUGUCUUGUUUCCAUUGGUGUGCAAAUCUCAUGCAGUCGUAUCGGGAAGAAAGGUGAGUUGGUCAGUGUAAUUUCAAAUGGACCUUCUAUAUCACUUAAGGAUAAUAUUUCUGCAGUAUUUGGUCAUGCACAGUUGGAUAACCUUGUUGAAUUGGAACAAAUUGAUACUAUCCCAGAAGAUAUUUGUGAAGAGUUCAAUAUAAAAUCUUUAUCUACUGAAAAUUCUAUCAAAGUAUCUGGAUAUGUGAGUAAAUCUCCCGAUCCUUCUACAAAUAUAUCAUCUUCACUGAUUGGUAAUUCAUCUCCAUCACUAACCAACAAACGUCGGACAUCUAUUGGCUAUUCUUCAUCAGAACGUCAAUUUAUUUAUAUCAAUGGACGACCGUGUGACUUGCCAAAAAUUACACGUUUAGCUACUGAUUUAUGGCGACGUUGUUCCAAAGAAGCUUAUUCAUCUAUAACUAGUGGGCUAAGUUUACCUAGUCGAAGUACCACUAGUACAUUUCCAGUCCUUAUACUUAUAUUUACAAUGCCUACACAAUCUGUUGAUAUAAAUUUAACUCCGGACAAACGAACUUUAUUAUUACAUCAUGAAAAUUAUGUAAUGGCUUUAACAAAAGCUGUAUUAGUUAAAACUUUAUUUAAUUCAUCAGGUAUGGAUAUCAGUAGUUUAUCACAAACGAGACUUAAUUUUGAUCAAUCACAAAUUGUUACUGAUUAUGACCAAUUGAAUGAUGAACCACAAAUAAACUGUGUUUCAACUCCAAUUCUUAAACGUCAUUCACCUCCUGUAUCAGAUAUCAGUUGUGUAUCACCCAAAAGAGCUCAUUAUUCUUAUGAUCAAACACCAUCAUUACAAUUUGAAAUAAUUGAUUUAACAACACUGGAUAAUUCAACACAACAGUCUAAUGUACAAGAAAUUUCUUGUGAUAAUUCUCAACCAUCUAAUUUAAGGGUAGAUCAAUUAAAAGAAGCUUGUUCUGAAUAUGAAAUUGUGGAAGAUCAGUUGUUGUUUAGUGAUAAUAAUUUAGAAUCUAUCGAAGUUAAUUUUUCCAUGGAAAAUUUACGUAAUCAAUGGAAACGGAUUUUGUUAAAUAAUAAUCAUCUUCACAACGAAACGAAUACUAAUGAUAACGGUGUUGAUGAUAAUCACACAGAAGAGAACAUCACGUCUGUUAAAUUUAAAUCUAUGGAAAAUCAAGAAGCUGAAAAUGAAUUAACUACAUAUUUCAAGAAAGAAACUUUCAACAGUUUAAAAGUAAUUGGACAAUUUAAUUUGGGUUUUAUAAUAGCACGACAUAAUCAAGAUUUAUUCAUCAUUGAUCAGCAUGCUAGUGAUGAGAAAUAUCGAUUUGAACAAUUGUCAGAAAACUAUCGAUUCAAAAGUCAACCAUUAGUUGUACCUAAAAAGUUAAAUUUAACAAUAACAAAUGAACAAGUAUUAAUCAAUAAUUUGGAUGUAUUUGCUAAGAACGGAUUCGCUUUUCGUAUUCACAAUGAUGAACCUGCUGGUCAACAAAUAUCUCUUGUUGCUGCACCAAUGUUAGAAAAUAAAUUAUUCAGUUAUAGAGAUAUUGACGAAAUGUUGUUUGUGUUAUCUGAAACAUGUAAUAAGAAAUGUCGACCAUCUCGUUUGAGAGAUAUACUUGCUUCACGAUCAUGUCGUAGUGCUGUUAUGAUUGGAACCGCAUUAGAUCAUAAAAAGAUGAAACGAGUAAAUAGAGUAGUAUUGUUAUUGCUAUUAUAUAUUCAAGUUAUUAACUUCGUUGCAUAUUCUUCCGGUUCAGGGGUUUAUCUUACCAGAUAGCAUAAGGUACUUAGCGCGACGUCAGCUAACUGCAGCUGGCCGAACCAAUUUAAACCAAGUACAUUUAGACCAGCUGGCGUUAUGUAACAUGCCCCAGUAAAUGUCGAUUCUCGAAAAGAUACUUCACAAUCUAAUUGUCCCGAGAAACGCAGAUAAUUACCACAUGUGUUUUCAGCCACGUGCGUAGGCUACCCAUUUUGAUCCGAAAUUCGCAAGAGAUAAUGGUAAUAUGUGAUGCUGUAUCUACUUGCGAUCUAAAUUAGUGCCUGCCUUCUUACUUACUUACUUACACAUGUUACUUCUCAUGGAGAAGCAUUAGGCCGCCCACUAGCAUUCUCCAUCCAACCAUGUCCUUGACAUUCUUUCCAGUUGCUAUUCAUCCUUUUCAUGUCUGCUUCCGAUUCUCGACUCAGUGUGUUAUUCGACCUCCCUUUUUUCCGUUUUCUUUAGGAUUCAGAGUUAGGGCGUGUCUCGUGAUGCAGUUUGGUGAUUUCCGAAAUGUAUGUCCACCUCCAGAGUCUUUUCCUGAUUUUUCUUCAAAUGGAAGCUUGUUUGUUCUCUCCCACAGUAGGCUGUUGCUGAUGGUAUCCGACCAAUAGGCAUUGAGUAUCUUGCGUAGACACUUGCUUAUAAAUACCUGUACUUUUUGAUGAUUGUUGUAGUAGUUCUCCGAAUUUCAGCUACAAUGAAUGUUAUCCAGUGUUAUGCACUCACCGAUGACAGCAAUGAAAAAUUCUGAAUACCCUUAUUACAUUUAAUCAUAGUGUUUCGACUGGUUUGCUUUCAUAGAUUAUUUUAAAAUCGGAUUGUAAUUAGAAUGAUUGUUAAGAUUGCUUUGGCCUAUUUAUUCUAAAAUCCUUUACUUGUCAGUAAGACCUCCAACUAUCUAGUGUCUUGAUUAUUUUCGUUAAUAAAUGGUAGUUUCAGUAUGUAAGGAAUUCGUCAAUCAUUUUUGUUUUCAAUUUAUUUUACUCCAUUCACUUUUACUGUUAUCUGAUUGAUUGUUCUCGUUUUCAGUUUGUUAUUUUUCCUGUUUCUCAUGAUGUUAUUUAUUUCUUAAUAUGAAUAGUUAUUCUGUUACAGUUCUCAAUUCUGUUGGGAAUAUUAAAGCUUUGAUGGGAGCUCUUAUGUUUUGUGGAUUAUCAACUUUGAAGGUUUUGUGGUAAAUUAAUCGUCCGAUCUAACUAGUGCGCAUAAUAGAUCUUGUUUCAUAUCAGAAGAAUAUCCCGAUUGUUCAUGAUUCCGAAUUAAACUGUAUCAAAAUAAUAUAAAUUUACUGAAAUAUAAUUUAAUCUUAACUCAUUAACUAAAUUCAGAUUUUCAUACCAAACUUUUAAACUAAAUUGCACUGCAAAUAAUAAUAAUACUAUUGUAGUGAAGGAGAACAAAGGUGAGGACAACCGAACUGUAUUUAGCACAACUUACAGAGCUACUUGGUAAAGUAGAAAAACCAUAUAGUAAAUCGUUAAUUUGCAAAAUAUCAAUCCAUCAUACCAAACCGGACUGUUCGUGUUGCAAACACAUCUCAUUGUUCAUGCGUUUUCUUACAUGUUGCAUUGUGUUCCCGCUUUUCCUUUCUUGAUCUUCCCCCAUCUUCUGCUUCCAGACAUUACGUUUUUAACUCGCAUAAUACACUACUUAUAUCAAUACAAGUAGCACGCACCAUACUAUUCCUGGUUUGUUCAAACUAAUAUUAAAUGGAAAAGGGUUUAAACCCUUGAUUUAUUGUUUUAAAGUUAAGUUUUUAAGCAAUUAGCCAACCGCUUCACAAAUUUAUAUCUAUUAAGUAAGACUAGAUUGUCUGAAAUACCAUGAACACAUAGUAGCAAGGGAUUAUGAAGUUGAAUUAUGAUCUUACAAUUAUCUACGUACUGAUUACAUACAUUAAAAAUUCUAAGAACUAUCUCAAUCGCUCCUAAUUUUGUAUAUGCCAAUUUAGAAUCAAUUAAAUUAACACUGAAUUUCUUUGAUCUUCUAUUGUGUUAUACUGGUAAGUCUUGCUAGAUUUGGUUCCUAAGCUCUUCUAGUAAUCCCCAGGCUAGAUCUACACAGUGACUUGAACACGAGAGAAAGAAACACUUUACUCCAAAAGUUCGUUUAUGUACAGAAAAUCUAAGGUUUUUAUAGUAUUUUGGAUGUCUUUAGGUUUUCCGAAAAUUCUGGAAUUCUACUAAACAUAGUAGCAAUAUAAGUAAUCAUCCAAUCAAAAAUUCUACAUGUGACUUUUCACUUUUUUGAUGUUUCUGGCAAAAUUUCUAGUGAACGCUGAUUGGAUAGGAUGCUUCUCAGUGUUUUCAGAGCCUUUCUUGACUUUUUUCCGAGGAGUUUUCUGGAUCUCCCCAACACAAUCCUAUUAUUAUAUUUCGAAUAUUUAGUUAUUUUUAUCUCACCUGAUUAAUGUUAAUAAGUAACCAUAAAAAAAUAGAUCGUUUCAUUGAAGUCUUAUUAAGUAGUAUCAAAUAAACUCUGUUAUCAACUACAUGUUUCAUGUGUUAAUUGUUUAUCUUGGUUUGUUAUUCAUUGUAUAGAAUAUUGAAUUGUGUGUAUUUGAGACAUACCAAUUUCUCGGCGUUCACAUUAUACUACUUAACAAUCAGUUGAUAUCACAAAUUAUAUAAACAUAUUUGGUUGUUGACUAAUUAUUAGUUCCAUUAAUUCAGAUUUGUUGAUUGACUAAAAUACUUAAAAUAUUAUGUGAACUAUAAUUAUUAUUGCGUAAGUCAUUGAAUUAGUGGUUGAUAAAUCAAUCAAUCUGCUUCUACAGUUUUGUUUUCUUCUUUGAGUCAUCAGCAAAGCAAUCUCAUUCCAAUGGAACUUGUAACAGAUCUUAACAAAUAUGGGCUCCAUGGAUCAUCCAUGGAAUUGCCCUCAUGGACGUCCAACUAUGCGACAUUUAUUUCAUUUAAAUCUUUUAAAUGAAUAAUAAUUCAUAAUCAUAUUCUAUUCUAUAAAUUUGCAUUUUCCUUCUCUCUUUUUUUUCAAAGAGAGUCUUCUUUUUCAUUUAUUUUAUCGUUGUUUUAUUGACUAACGAGAUAUUUUCUUAUUCUUAUUAUUUUUUUUCUUUUAAAAAGUUUCAUUUCCGAUCCAUGUUUUUAUUGGACAUUUUAUUGAUGAAGAACUUUUUAAACGCUUAUUUUUAUGUAAGAUUAUUCUUUUAUACGAUAAUGGAUCAUCUAAAUAUAUCUUUUUAAAUGAGAAAUACAUUCUAUUAGAUUUAUG